This is a messenger RNA of Symbiodinium natans, 1506 nucleotides long. The record is from the annotation of a GenBank genome assembly. NCBI's taxonomy places the organism in Eukaryota, Dinophyceae, Suessiales, Symbiodiniaceae.
AUGGAUUUUGUUCACAUGGAUGCACCUUGUUUGGUUGUAACCCCUUCCUCACAUUCAAUAGAGGUGCGAUGCAGCCACCGGCAGAUUGGAAAUGGCCAAGAGGGGCAUGUGCUGGUUGGGCAGGAGCGUGCAGAUGCCGAAGUAGCAAGAUGUGUAGCGAGGAUGUGCAGGUCCGCCUUUACACCGUUGACUACUUUCACCAUUUUGCCAGCAGAUGCGGACGGCCCUUCAUGCGCUGAUGAUGUCUCUCUCGCCUUGAUUGGGGAAUCUUCAGCAGGUUUCCGUUUGCAGCCAAGGGGUGGCGGCGGUGGCGGGGACGAUGCCGUUGGUGUUUUUCGUUGUUUGCACAGCAACUCGGCGUACAUCCUUGCAGCCCGUCGGGUGAACGGGGUGAACGCAGUCAAUGGAACCUCGGAUCUAGCUAGCGCUCAGGAGCCUUCGCGUUCCAGUUUCGGAAGUUCAUGCGCGGCUGUCUCUGCGCCCGGCGCGAGCCGUUGGGAUGGCCGCUUCGUGUUGAUCAGUGCUCAUCGAAGCCACUGGGCUGGCCGGGUUGUUGAUGCUAAGCAGACUUCUUCUCUCCUUCAGCAUGCAAAAGUGAAGGUGGAGUGCAUUGCCAAUGGCAGCACUACUAUUCAGGAUGUGGAGGUAAGGCAGAUAGCAGCCGUGCUUCCUGAAGACGUGGUCCUCACCUUCAACACCAAGACGCUGCCACCCAUGGGACGAUUCUGCAAGGAAGAAGCCCAGCUCAUGCUCUUGCCACGGGACCCGCUGGGACCGUCUUUGCUGGCUUUGCCCGGGAAUUACGCCUUGACGGCGAGCUUGGAGCAUGGUUUCGUUGCGCGGCUGCUGGAGCAUGGUUUGUUUGUCUUGCCAGCACGUCAGAUCUUCAGCUGCCCCUUCCCAGAGACACCAUUUGUAUUCCUCCUGCAGGAGGGCAGUUGUGGCAGCGCCUCCUCCUGGGGCAGAAGCAAGAUGCUCAGGCGAUACAGGAACGAUUUUGAGCUUUCUUGCAACGAGGACUUUGCUGGUCACCUCCGUCUCUGUGGACAGUACCAUGAAGAGCGCGGUGGGACUUGGAUAAGUGAUGAGCUCAUUGAUGUGAUGGUGGCACUUGACCGAGAUCCGACAAACCGUAUCCGCAUGUAUUGCUUUGAGCUUUGGGACAAAUCUACAGGUGCUUUGGCAGCUGCAAGUUUCGGCCUUGCCAUAGGCACGUUCUUCCAUGACUUCAGCAUGUGCUGCUUGAUAAGGGACAAACGGGCCUGUGGCGCAGUCCUUACCAAGGCAAUCGGAGCCUUGCUCACCGAUUGCGGCGUGGACCUGUGGUAUUGGGGCCGCAAGAUGCAGUACAUGUCCGAAUACGAAGCACAUGGAGCGAAGGAAAUCGCCCGUGCAGAUUACUACUAUCGGUUGCGCAAAGACAUCAAUAAAGAGCUCUUCAUGGACCCAGCAGCUGCGAUCCUCGCUGGCAAGGCCUUGGUGCAGCAGAAGAAGUUGCUCUCCUGA